Messenger RNA from Trachemys scripta elegans, 2318 nucleotides. RefSeq names its product adhesion G protein-coupled receptor E3-like. NCBI's taxonomy places the organism in Eukaryota, Metazoa, Chordata, Testudines, Emydidae. The coding region runs from base 517 to 2304 and encodes 595 amino acids. The transcript is spliced from 14 exons. Gene Ontology annotation, cellular component: membrane. Gene Ontology annotation, biological process: cell surface receptor signaling pathway; adenylate cyclase-activating G protein-coupled receptor signaling pathway. The record is from RefSeq and is a predicted model, not a curated record. Gene Ontology annotation, molecular function: G protein-coupled receptor activity.
CCGCUUGGUAGCUUUAGCAAGCAGCAGGCGCGUGUCCUGGCAGGGCUGCUUUUCCCUUCCCAGCUGGAGCGGCUCAUUCCGGACAAUAGCCAACUCGCUCCCGUUCGCUGACCCAGUCACUGAACUCCUGGCUCUAACCAGCCCCAUUCCCCAGCACACGGUGCAUGUCGGACGCCUGGAUUAUCCCCCAGCAGCGUCACCCCAGUGCCCAAGGUACAGCUCCUAGAUCAGCCUGACCUAGCGCUUUCUCUCUCCUUGCAGACAUUGACGAGUGCCAGCAAAACGCCACAAUCUGUGAGCCCCACGGGACCUGCAUCAACAUGCCAGGGAAUUACAUGUAGAUGCGGUUGGGGAUUUGGGAAGAGUCAAAAGGAUCCGUCUCAGAUCUGCACAGACAUCGACGAGUGCCGCAAGACCCCAGGUCUCUGCAGCCCCAAGGCCACGUGUAUCAACACCUACGGAAGCUACUGGUGUAAGUGCCGGGCCGGCUACGUCCCCUCCACCAGGAACUCAACCAUGUGCGAAGUCCCCAGCAUUAACUCCAGCGCUGAGUUCGAGGGAAUCAAAGAAACGUGCAGGAAUUUCUCUCUGCAGGGAAAGUGGAGCAGCAGAAGCAGCAGUUUUUGCUCUUUCUUUAAUUCGACAUUAGACAUUUUGAUGUCCACGUUCGGAGAUGGGAAUACGGAGUUAUCACUGGAGAACGUGACUCUCCGUUUCAGUGCCCUCCUGAACAGCACCUCCCUCUGGGAUGGCGGAGACAAGUGGGAGGUGGGGUCAGCCGUGACGGUCCUGCUGCAGAGCGUGGAACUGGCCACGCUGGCCACUGCGCUCCGGUCUCCAGAGAGGACAACACAGAAUGUGACGACAGAGUCUCUGGCUGUCCAGACACGGCUCGUCACAGGGAACUGCAGCCGGGACAGUGAGGUCUUCAUGCUGAGAGCUCACGAGGAGACGAUGGUCGUGCACUGUGAUACAGUCACCGGGGCAGCCACACAAGCAGGUUUGGGGGCUGCUGCUUUUAUUUCCUACUCCACCCUGGACUCCAUCAUCAGUGCGAGACGUCUCAGCGAGGGAAAUCUACCGGCUGGUGGGAAGCUGGAGAAGAGUCAUCUCAACUCCAGGGUGGUGAGUGGGGCCGUCGGAGACGGGAGACCCAUUCACCUCUCCAGACCCGCAAAUUUCACCCUGCGCCACAGACAGGCCAAAAAAGAGGAGGAAGAGGCUCUCUGCGUCUACUGGAAAGUAGAGGCUGAGAAGGGCAGCUGGUCUCCGGACGGCUGCACCGCCGUGCACACGAACAGCACUCACACCACCUGCAGCUGUGACCAUCUCUCCAGCUUCGCCGUCCUAAUGGCUCCCACCACAGUGACGGAGAGUUACCCACUGACCAUCAUCACCUACGUGGGACUGACCCUCUCCCUGCUGUGCCUCUUCCUCACCAUCCUCACCUUCCUCCUGUGCCGCUCCAUCCGCAACGUCAGCACCUCCCUCCACCUGCAGCUCUGCCUCUGCCUCUUCCUGGCCGACCUGCUCUUCCUCACCCCAGUGACACGCACCGGUAGUCAGUGUCCCUGGGCUCUCUGUCUCCCACACGUGGUGUGUGCUGUCAUUGCUGGCCUCCUACACUACCUCUUCCUGGCCUGCUUCAGCUGGAUGUUGCUGGAGGGGCUGCACCUCUUCCUCACCGUCAGGAACCUGAAGGUCGUGAAUUACACCAGCGCCAGCCGGUUCAAGAGGAGAUUCAUGUACCCGUUCGGCUACGGAUUCCCAGCCCUGGUGGUGGCGAUUUCUGCAGCGGUGAAUCCUGACGGCUACAGAACUUCCAAACACUGCUGGCUCAGCCUGGAGAGAGGCUUUCGUUGGAGCUUCCUGGGUCCAGUCUGUGCCAUAAUCCUGAUAAAUAUAACGUUUUUUGCCCUGACCCUGUGGAUCCUGAGAAACAGACUCUCCUCCCUCAAUGCAGAUGUGUCCACCCUCAGAGACCACAGGUUACUGACCUUUAAAGCCAUCGCCCAGCUCUUCAUUCUGGGCUGCACAUGGAGCCUUGGUCUCCUUCAAGUCGGCCCAGCAGCCACGGUCAUGGCGUAUUUAUUCACUAUUGUCAACAGCCUGCAGGGAGCCUUCAUCUUCCUGGUGCACUGUCUCCUCAAUCGCCAGGUGAGAGAGGAGUACAGGAGAUGGAUCAAGGAAUUCCGAACGUCCAGCACGAAAUCUCAGACAUCCGAUCUAUCCAUGUCUGCUGUCCCCACCACCAGCACCAAGACGGUAAGAGGUCCUCUGCUCUGUUCCAGUACCAGCCUGUGAAACAGUCAUUUCUA